AUGGCGUGUUUGGAGGACCGGGGCAUAUCAAACCAGCACGACAGCUUGACGGCUUCUGCCUCGACGACGCGAGCACCGACCCUUCAUCGCCUAGCUGGAGCUGGGAGGUUGGCGCCAACCAACGAGCAUCGGUCCGUGCUCGUGCUGCAGAUGGCUCGAGCCAGGGGCGUCAACAUAUGCGACCUCUUUCCAAACCUCUCCAUGUGGUGGACGUGUUAUGCAAAACUACCGGCCGAUCGGGCCCGGCAGACGGACAGGCCACGAUCUGUCAGAAUUUCAGAAUUUCAAUUCAGAAUUUCAACGAUAGAUAGCAGGCCCAGGGCUGUCACUUUUGCCGUCAGCACAAUGGACAGAGUGAUUGGAUACCUCCGGAAUGAUCCAAUUCGACCGAGAGCCAUCGACUCUUAA
Ustilaginoidea virens is the source of this 408-nucleotide messenger RNA. RefSeq lists its product as uncharacterized. The transcript has a single exon. The record is from RefSeq and is a predicted model, not a curated record. Lineage: Eukaryota; Fungi; Ascomycota; Sordariomycetes; Hypocreales; Clavicipitaceae. The coding region runs from base 1 to 408 and encodes 135 amino acids.